GUUUUCGUGUAAAAAGUAUUCUUUAAAAGGAGAUUUACAUCCACAAGUACUACAACUUCGAAGAUGUCUCCUGCAUCAUGUUGUAAUAACUAAUCCUUUCAGUACCUCUACCUACCCCUAAAAGUUAUGUCAUCCUCGUUGAUUGAGUACUCAAACCACAUAUAACUUGAUACCUCUCGACGUCGUGAAGAAGAGGUGCUGUGACAACAAAUACCGAAGAAAGAGCAACAAAAUGAAGGGUCUUGCGUUUGCUCAUUCGGUCCUGUGCAAAUGGGUGCCUCUCUCGAUUGUGGCAAUGAGUAGAGACAAUUUGUUGGUGCAUUGCGCCUAAUGUCAACAGCAGUGUCACCACGAUCACGAGAAGUGAAUAACGGAGAGAGCGACGGUCAAGGAGGCGACGGAGGACAUUUUCGUACCCAAGAACACCAUGGCGCAUCUUCUGCGUUCGUCCAUCAUCAGGAUUAA
Amoebophrya sp. A25 is the source of this 465-nucleotide messenger RNA. NCBI's taxonomy places the organism in Eukaryota, Dinophyceae, Syndiniales, Amoebophryaceae. The record is from the annotation of a GenBank genome assembly.